Messenger RNA from Colletotrichum phormii, 432 nucleotides. Its product is annotated as bladder cancer-related protein BC10-domain-containing protein. The record is from RefSeq and is a predicted model, not a curated record. Bases 1 to 432 code for a protein of 143 amino acids. The transcript has 2 exons. NCBI's taxonomy places the organism in Eukaryota, Fungi, Ascomycota, Sordariomycetes, Glomerellales, Glomerellaceae.
AUGUUCUGUUUACGGAGCUGGCUCCCGCUCCUCUUUAUCCCGACCAACGCCUCGCCGGCCUUCAUCUUCCUCUUCUUCAUCUGCACCUAUUUCCUCAACCGGCCCUGCGUCUACUGCAGCUUCCUGCUCUUGAUCCUCUUCCUCACCUCGUGCAACUGGUCCGACCGCUGCUUCUUCGACUUCAGCAGCAACUGGUUCCAACCCCGCCCGCCUACCUCCCUCCCGCUCCCCGAGCUCGAUCCGAAUACCAGCUUCAACGCCUCCGUGGUGGAAGUCAUCAACUCGACAGCCAGCGCUCUGGCCGGGGCUGCGGCUGAAGAACUCGCGCGGCAGAGACGGGAGUGGACGGGUUUGGGCAUCGAGUGGCUGCGUAGUCUGCUGGGCCGGAGGGAAUGGCGGGUCGAUUGCCUUGACAUCAACAUCCGCUUGUAG